AUGGGUUGGUUUUGGGCAGAUGGUCCGCAGACCAGGACCUCGCAAACACUUCACUUUCCCAUGCUUCAAGACGGUGCCCGAUCACCACUUCCAGCAUGUCCAAUGCAUAAGCACCAAGGCGCCGCCGACGUGAUAACCUCCGCUCCCCCGAGCACCUGCCCUGUUAAACACGACGUAUCCGCGACCACAGCGCCUCCGUCCGCCUGUCCAGUGCCACAUGGAUCGAAAAAUGGUGCACCCACACCUGAGUCCCAGUCCGCCUUUUCGAAACUGAAUCCCUUGAACUAUAUGUUCCGCGAUCUCUCGCAAGACCGUGCGCCAACCCAGACACAAUAUCUUCCGACGUCGCGCGAGCCUUCAACAAUCCCGAGAGGUGAUGGCGAUGGCAACUGGGAGUACCCGUCUCCGCAGCAGAUGUAUAAUGCAUUACUUCGCAAAGGCUACACCGACACGGAUGUCACAGCAGUCGAGAGCAUGGUCAGCGUGCACAAUUUCCUGAACGAGGGUGCCUGGGCCGAGAUUAUGGAAUGGGAGAAGCGCUUUUCUGGCGGCUUACACCGAGGAUGGCAGUUGUGUAGUCAUGGCGAACACAACUUCGACGCCAUGGCUAAGAAGUAUGGAUAUCAGGAGGAGGUGGAGGAUUUGUCGCCAGGUUUGGUCAGGUUCCAGGGCAGACCAAAAGACAUGACGCCCAAGGCCGCCAUGAUUCAAGUCAUGGGGUGGAUAUAUCCAGCUAUGUUCGCAACCGAGCCGCCAUUCGAUCGCCAUGACUGGUACGUUUCCCGAGAGACCAAUGGCCAGAAGAGGGAAGUUCGCUACAUCAUUGAUUACUAUUCUGGCCCCCCUGAAGAGACCGGCGAACCUGUAUUCUUCCUCGAUGUCAGACCUGCCGUAACACCAACCGCUGCAGUCGAGCGAGUUAUGAGAUGGGGCUGCGACGUAUGGUGGAAGGCUUCUGGCGGCGACGUUCGAGAGCAAGAGAAAAUAGAGCAGAACAGCAAAUCUUGGAGGGCAUGA
Pseudomassariella vexata is the source of this 1017-nucleotide messenger RNA. RefSeq names its product cytochrome c/c1 heme-lyase. Gene Ontology annotation, cellular component: mitochondrion. Gene Ontology annotation, biological process: cytochrome c-heme linkage. The coding region runs from base 1 to 1017 and encodes 338 amino acids. Gene Ontology annotation, molecular function: holocytochrome-c synthase activity. The record is from RefSeq and is a predicted model, not a curated record. Lineage: Eukaryota; Fungi; Ascomycota; Sordariomycetes; Amphisphaeriales; Pseudomassariaceae. The transcript has 3 exons.